AUGAGUGAAUCGAAAGUCAGUCCAACGGUGCAGCUAUCACAAUGGGUAUCUGACCUAAGACUCGAAGAUGUACCAGAACAAGUCCGUAUUCGGGCAAAGUAUCUCAUUCUCGAUGGCCUCGCAUGUGCAUUCGUCGGAUCCCACCUCCCUUGGUCUGAGAAAGCAGCAAAGGCGCUCCUCAACCUCGAGCCAACCCAGGGCGACACCUCCCUCGUCGGCUGGGGAGGACGCAAAGCCACUGCUCUUACCGCAGCGCUUCUAAAUGGUACCUUCAUUCAAGGCUUUGAGCUAGACGAUUGGCACAGCGAAGCUCCUCUUCAUUCAAACAGUAUCAUUCUUCCAGCCUUGCUUGCUGCUGCCCAACACGCUCCUCAAUCCACUCUGUCUGGGAAGGAUCUCUUGCUCGCUACUAUCGCGGGUUAUGAGACGGGACCACGUGUAGGACGGUCUCUCUGGGGAACACAUGUUCUUACCUCAGGUUGGCAUUCGGGUGCAGUCUUUGGCCCUGCUGCCGCUGUCGCCAGUGUAAGCAAGCUCUACGGACUGGACGCGGAUAAAAUCGAAGAUGCAUUUGGAAUAGCAUGUACUCAAGCAUGCGGUCUCAUGUCCGCCCAGUUCGAAAGCGAUGUCAAGCGUAUGCACCACGGAAUGGCAGUGCGGAACGGUCUCAUGGCUACUAUCCUCGCACAAGGUGGCUAUGUAGGCAUCAAGCAGGUUUUUGAGCGUGAGUAUGGUGGUUUUCUGAGACAAUUCAGUUCUGGAAAUGGAAAGACCCCUCAAUACCGAGUUGAAGAGUUGACGAGUGAGUUGGGAAGCAAGUGGCAGACGGAGGGGAUUCGUGUGAAGCUGUACGCUGCUAUGGCUGGUACACAUCCCAGCAUCGACUGUGUCCAUCAUCUACAAGACCAAAACCCUGACAAGAUGAGAAGUUUCGAUGAGAUCAAGAGGAUUGAGAUUUUGCUUGGGGAAGCUGCCUUUCAUCACGGUGGAUGGAAAGCCGAGAGGCCACUCACUGCGACUGGAGCACAGAUGAGUAACUCAUUCACGACUGCAACACAGAUUGUCCAUGGACAGGUUCUCAUGCCGCAAUUUACACCCGAGAUGCUCAAGAAUGAACAAGUCUGGAGACUCGUCAACUUGACAGAGUGUAAACUGCAUAUCACUGAUGGUGAUUCGAUCGGCGCCCAAGAAGUAAGGAUCGAGUUUCAAGAUGGGACAAUCCUGCAUCACGCUGUACCCAAUGCUUUCGGUGUCGAUCCGCCGUUGUCUAAUGGGGAUAUUCUAACCAAGUGGAGGGAGUUGACGAAGGAUAUUGUUGAUGAGAAAGUAGUAAGCAUGAUUGAGAAGGUGGUGCUUUCUUUGGAGGAACAGGGUGAUAUUGAGGGGCUUUGCGAGCUUCUUGGCCAGAGCUCGAAGAAUCCUUUGUCUAACUAG
Messenger RNA from Fusarium coffeatum, 1434 nucleotides. RefSeq lists its product as uncharacterized. The record is from RefSeq and is a predicted model, not a curated record. The transcript has a single exon. Gene Ontology annotation, molecular function: lyase activity. NCBI's taxonomy places the organism in Eukaryota, Fungi, Ascomycota, Sordariomycetes, Hypocreales, Nectriaceae. The coding region runs from base 1 to 1434 and encodes 477 amino acids.